Molecule: messenger RNA, 432 nt
Organism: Lachancea meyersii CBS 8951
Lineage: Eukaryota; Fungi; Ascomycota; Saccharomycetes; Saccharomycetales; Saccharomycetaceae
Source: the annotation of a GenBank genome assembly
AUGAGUGACAACGGCAGCUCUUCUUCUUCCCCGUUCCUCAGGAAAAGAGGAACAGCAAAAGGCACCGGCCGUGUUUCGAAUAAUGCAGAAACGCGGGUUUUUGGCCCCAAAUUCAGAUCGCAAUUUGCAGUACCAAAAGGCAAGCAAAUAUCUCUGCUGGCCUUCGUGUUGAGUGGUAUCGCCGUUGUCAUCACCGCAAGUCUUAUGUUUCUGUUGGGGGUCAACAUCGUGAUUCAAUACCGCACCAUAGUGCCCGAAGAUCGCUCGGGACUUGUACGUAAGGCCUGCUAUAUUGUAUUGAGCGCCUCUGCGAUUUUCUACAUGAACAAGUUCAAUUACUGGUUCUACCGGAGAAUGACGACGUAUUUCACAAGCUCGAAAUACCAGGAAUUGCCAUCCGAGGAAAACUUCGAAAUGUCAUCGCACGCAUGA